UCGAAGCUACAAAUGGUGGAUGAGUCACUUUGAGCGCUCUAAUCCAAACGAAACUACUUUUUUUUUUUUUUUUCUUUCUUUUUAUUUGAUUUUUCCAUUCAUUUUUUUAUAAAUUUCCAAAAUUUAUUUCUUUUUUUUUUUUUUUUCCAUCAACCCACUUUUCUCUAUGAUUGAGCGAAUUCGAUUUUUGUCUCCCUCGGUGUGUUUUUUGGUCUCCGUUUGAUCGUCGGGGUAUUCGGAUUCCGUCUCUUUGUAUUUUCCAGUCUGUUUAAAGAAAAUUGACGUUGCAGUUCUUCACUUCUUCUUCGAGCAGCUUGAGGAGGAAGAUUGAAGGGAAAGUGCAGGAAAAUCAAAAAGACUCGUGAUGGAGAUUGCAUUAUGAAUACAACUUGCUAAGGAAAUUUGGAAAUUGAAGAAAUGAGAAGGCAUCGCUUCAGGGAGUCUAUCCAGUCCUUAUUUGGAAGUCACAUUGAUGAGGAAAAAGAUGAACAGUUAAAAGGAUCUACAAAAGAAAUUGAGGAAAAAUUGAAUAAGAUCUUGACACUUAUCAAAGAUGAAGGUGUUGAAGACAGUGAUGGUAUCUCAGUUGGAAACUCCAAAAGAGAAUCACUUGCCAAGCUAGUUGAGGAUGUUGGUGAACAAUAUCAAUCACUCUAUUCACGGUAUGAUAGUGUAAUGGGAGUGCUAAGAAAAAAAGUUCAUGGCAAAGGAAAAAAGGAUAGAUCCUCAUCUAGCUCAGACUCAGAUUCAGAUUCAGAUUAUUCGUCGAAGGAAGAAAGCAGUAAAAACGGAAAAUUGGAAAAUGAACCUCAGAAAUUAACGGAUGGGAUUAAGCAAGAACUUGAAACGGCUCAUCUUGAAGUUGCCGAAUUGAAGAGCAAAAUGACAACUACAACUGAAGAAAAGAAGGCAUUAAAUGCAGAAUAUUUGAGAGCUUUAAGUAAAAUAGAAGAAACAGAGAAAAUUGCCAGCGACUUGAAGAGUGAAGCUGAAAGGUUAGAAAUUGAAAAAUCAGAACUUUUGAUUGAGAAUAGAGAGCUGAAUCAAAAAUUGAAUACUGCUGGUAAUGUAGAAGAAGAUCUGAAUAAAAGAUUGGAAGAUCUGGAAAUAGAGAAAGACAAGUUAAUCAAGGAAAAUGAGAUUGCCAUCAGAAGGAUUGAAGAGGGAGAAAAGAUUGCUGCAGACUUCAGAGUUAUGGCUGAUCAGCUUAACAAUGAAAAAGAAACUCUUGGGCAAGAACUAGAAGCCAUUAGAGAAGAAUGUUCCAAAAAAAAGCAGCAACUAGAAUCUGCAGAGGAAAUUGCCAGAAAUUUGAAGAGUGAAGGUGACAGGUUAGACAUUGAAAAAUCAGAACUUUUGACUCAGAAUACAGAGUUGAAAGGAAAGCUGGAGAAUGCUGAUAAGGUUGUAGCUGAUUUGAAGCAAAAGUUGGAAGAUACAGAAAGAGAGAAAGACAACUUGAUCAAGGAAAACGAGACUGCUGCAAGAAAGAUUGAAGAGGGUGAAAAGAUUGUAGCAGACUUGAGAGCCACGGCUGAUCAGCUCAACAAUGAAAAAGGAAUCCUUGGGCAAGAGCUAGAAGCUGUUAGACAGGAAUUUUCAAAUGCAAAGCGGCAACUAGAAUUUGCAGAAUUACAAGUAUUGGAUGUAAAGAAACAAUUAGAAGUUGCAGAGGAAAUUGCCAGAGGAUUGAAGAGCGACGCUGAAAGGUUAGAUAUUGAAAAAUCUGCACUUUCAAUUGAGAAUAAAGAGCUGGAAGAAAAAUUGGAGACUGCAGGUAAGAUAGAAGCUGAUCUGAUCCAAAGGUUGGAAGAUACAAAAAGAGAGAAAGAGACUGCUGCAAGAAAGAUUGAAGAGGGUGAAAAGAUCGUAGCAGACCUGAGAGCCAUGACCUUACAGCUCAACAAUGAAAAAGAAAACCUUAGUCAAGAACUGGAAGCUGUUAGACAGGAAUUUUCUAAUGCAAAGCAGCAACGUGAACUUGCUGAAUCACAAGCAUUGGAUGUAAAGAAACAAUUAGAAAUUGCAGAGGAAUUUGCCCGAAGCUUGAAGAGCAAUUCUGAAAGGUUAGAUAUUGAAAAAUCAAAACUUUCUACUGAGAAUAAAGAGCUGAAAGAAAAAGUGGAGACUGCUGGUAAGAUAGAAGCCGAUCUGACCCAAAAGUUGGAAGAUACAGAAAGAGAGAUAGAGACUGCUAUGAGAAAGAUUGAAGAGGCAGAAAAGAUUGCAGCAGACUUGAGAACCAUGGCUGAUCAGCUUAACAAUGAAAAAGAAAACCUUGGGCAAGAAUUAGAAGCUGUUAAAGAGGAGUUUUCCAAUACAAAGCAACUACUUGAAUCUGCACAUCUUCAAGUAUCUACUUUAAGCCUCAAUCUUAAAGCUACUGAGGAAGAGAACAGAUCAUUGAACUUAAAAAUCUCAGAGAUCUCAAAUGAGAUUCAGCAAGCACAGAAUGCAGUGAAAGAACUUUUGACUGAAUCUAGUCAAUUGAAGGAGAAAUUGAGUGAGAGGGAAAGGGAAUAUUCAGCGCUCUGGCAAUUGCAUGAGUUACAUGGGAAUGAAACUUCAGCCCGAGUGAAGGGAUUAGAGGCUCUAGUCACAGGCCUGGAACUGGAGCUGCAAUCAUUGGGAGGUCAGAAGCAAGAUAUGGAAUUGCAAAUUGAGAGUAAAGAGACUGAAGUGAAACAACUGAAAGAGGACAACAAAAGACUACAAGAUCAAAUUUCAGAACUUGAGUUGAUGUCGAAAGAGAGAGAAAAUGAGUUUUCUGCCCUUGUGAAGAAACUCGAGGAUGACAACAAUGAAUCAUCUUCUAGAAUAGAAGAUUUGACAGCACAAAUUAACAAUCUUCUGGUUGAAAUAGAUUCUUUGCGUGCUCAGAAAGUUGAAUUGGAAGAACAAAUAGCAUAUAAAGGCGAUGAAGCAUCAACUCAGGUCAAACGUUUAGUGGAUCAAGUGGAUGCACUGCAGCAAGAAUUGGAAUCCCUACACAAGCACAGAACUGAAUUGGAACUGAAACUGGAGAAUAAAACUCAAGAAAUUUCUGAGUUCUUGAUCCAGAUUGAACGAUUGAAAGAGGAGAUAACAAGCAAGACUUUAGAACAACAGAGAAUUCUGGAAGAGAAAGAAAGUUUAACAGCGGAAAAGAAGGAUUUAGAGUUAAAGCUGGAAUCUGUUCACAACCAACGUAGUGACCUAGAGGAGCAAGUAAGAAUUAAAAUCCAUGAGAACGGUGAGUUGAGAGAGGAAGGCGUGGGGCUGAAGGACAAAAUUUUUGAAUUAGAGAAGAUGUUAUUGCAGAGAGAGGGUGAGUUCUCUUCUCUCCAGGAGACACUUCAAAGUGGAGAGAAUGAAGCUUCUGCUCGAAUAACAGCCUUGUUGGGACAGAUUAACAGUCUGCAACAGGAAUUUGAUUCAUUGAAGACUGAGAAAAACCAGAUAGAAUUGCAGUUAGAGAGAGAGAAACAAGAAUUUUCAGAAAGGGUAUCCCAACUGGAAAAUCAGAAGGUUGAGCUAGAGACCACGAUAAGUGAUCAUCAGAGACUGCUGAAAGAACAAGAGGAUUCACACAAGAAACUUACGGAGGACUAUAAAAAGGUUGAAGGUUGGUUUCAGGAAAGCAAGUUAAACCUCGAAGUUGCAGAGAGGAGGAUUGAAAAAAUGGCAGAAGAGCUCAGUAAAAAUGUUGAAUCCAAAGACCAGAUAAUUGCUGAUUUGGAACAUGUGGCUGAAGACCUGAGAAGAGAACUAGACGUAAAAGGAGAUGAACUUGGUACUUCAGUCGACAACAUACGAAAUAUAGAAGUCAAGCUCCGACUGUCAAACCAGAAGCUCCGGGUUACAGAGCAAUUACUAACUGAGAGGGAAGAGAGCUUCAGAAUCGCAGAAAUGAAAUACCUGGAAGAACAGAAAGCGCUCGGAGACAGAAUCGUUACAUUGUCUGAAAAAAUAGCAGCUAAUAACGAAGCUCAUCAGAGGAUAAUCGCAGAUGUCUCACAGAAAGUACACAGUACUUUGAUUGGACUAGAAUCGGUGGUUCAGAAAUUCGAAGACAAGCAUGGGAUCUAUGAGAAAAGUAUUGUGGAAAUAUCAAAUGAGAUUCAGAUUGCAAGAAGCUGGGUUACAAGAACAAACAAUGAAAGGCAAAAGCUGAAGGAGGAGGUUAAUUACCUAGUUGAACAACUGCAAAAUAACAAGGAACAGGGUUCAGCAUUACGAGACCAGGUUGAGAGGUUAGAGGCAAAGACAAGACAGGAAGAGAAGGAGAAGGAAAACCUGACAAUAGCUGUGAACCUACUUGAGAAGAAGGCAAGAGAUUUGGAGAAGAAACUUCAAGAGAAAGAAGAGGGAAUUGUAGGAUUAGGAGAGGAGAAGCGGGAGGCGAUAAGGCAGCUGUGCUUGUCGAUCGAUUAUCACCGUGAUCGCUAUGAUCACAUCAGGGAGGUGCUCUUAAAGAUGAAUGUAAGAGGCCGGAGGACUACCUAGCCAUCUUUGAUUUCUUUUUAUUAUUAUUAUUAUUAUUUUAAUUUACUUUA
Molecule: messenger RNA, 4535 nt
Organism: Ziziphus jujuba (common jujube)
Lineage: Eukaryota; Viridiplantae; Streptophyta; Magnoliopsida; Rosales; Rhamnaceae
Product: COP1-interactive protein 1
Exons: 4
Coding region: 418-4485 (1355 amino acids)
Molecular function (GO): actin binding
Source: RefSeq, a predicted model, not a curated record